This is a messenger RNA of Echinostoma caproni, 1125 nucleotides long. The record is from the annotation of a GenBank genome assembly. Lineage: Eukaryota; Metazoa; Platyhelminthes; Trematoda; Plagiorchiida; Echinostomatidae.
AUGUAUGCUUGGACAGACCCCAAUUCCUAUCAGGAAAACUCUGUCGCAGAUGCACCAUUAAAACAAGGUGCGGAACUCCAAACCUGUGGAUCCGACCUACAAUAUGCCUAUCCAGGAAGACUAACCAUGUCGGAUUCUUCCUUUUCUCCCUUGAAACGCAGUCCUGUUACCACCAUUAAUUCUGCUCGGUUAACCGAUACGCUCAGUUUACCCACAUUUGUACCAUUUGAAGGGCGUCAAAUGUUUGAUGCAACACCUAGUAGUGAAUCAGCAGAUGAAAUACCAAAACCGAAGAGAAGUAGCUCGCUCAAAUCAACCCGUACACCCCCGGGGACUCCUGGACAAAAGGCGGUUCGUUUUGCCGAUGCCCUUGGUCUUGACCUUGCUACUGUGCGUCAUGUGUUUGAUCAGGAAAACCCCCCAAAGAUUCCGGCAUCUGCCACAUUUGACCUUCAACUGGAUAGUGAUGAAUGCAUUGCUAAACUGGGUGCCAAACAGUUUGGUCUCUGUUUCGCCCAACCGGGAGCAGCAUCAAAUUUCAUUCGUCGUGUUCUGAAUGAGACAGUUUGCCUGGAGGAUUGUCAUGUGGAUAUGCCUCGAGGCAUACUAACUGGGACAAUACGUGUGAAAAGUUUGGGUUUCGAGAAGCAUAUUGCAGUACGAAUCACAUACAACAAUUGGGUUACAUUUUUCGACAGUCAAGCAUCCUACGUGCAAGGUUCUCAUGAUGGAGCUACAGAUCGGUUUUCAUUUAGUGUCGUGUUCCCAGACACCAUGGUACCCGGUGAUCGGGCGCAAUUCGCCAUUCGGUAUGAAACCCAUACAGGUGAACAAUUUUGGGAUAACAAUCACGGACAGAAUUAUUGUGUAACCUUCUUUCAUCCUAUUCAUUCAUCCUCUCCGCAAUCACGUUGCGCUGAAAUAGUUUCCCAUCGUGUCCUGUUAGUUUCUAUUACCGGACUGAGUAAAUCCACUAACCAUGCUUUCAGCUCGCGCUUGUUUACCGCCUUUAUCACAUACACAAACCCGCAUUUUCCCGAGUUACCCGCCUACCUCCAUUCCCUUCGCCUUAUAAAAGUCUCUUCCCUCCUUAUUUUUACAUCAACCCUCUGCAGACCCUUCUGA